AUGACUGUAUUUUCAUUUGAUAAGGGAAAGCAGUUUGACAACAAAUUUGAAACCAUUGAAUUCAUUAAUGAUGAGCCACUAUUGGUUGAUAAAAAUGAAUCAUUAAUGGGAAGUUAUGAUGUAAAGGGUAUUAGUGUCGGUGCUGAUAGAAGUCUUUGGGCUCUGAAUUACAACAAAAGAUCAGGAGAGUUGAAUGAUUAUUACUUCUAACUUAUUAAAUUGGAUCCCUUAUUCCAACAAUAGCAUGUAUUGGAUGGGAUCUAUGGGUAUAAAAUCGCAGUUUUCAAUGAGAUGUCCAUCGCUGUACUUGAUCUAAGGGGCAAAAUAAGAAUAUCAAAUGACGGGUUUCUUCAAUAAUGA
Stylonychia lemnae is the source of this 360-nucleotide messenger RNA. NCBI's taxonomy places the organism in Eukaryota, Ciliophora, Spirotrichea, Sporadotrichida, Oxytrichidae. The record is from the annotation of a GenBank genome assembly.